AUGGCUGAUCCAUUAUUGGAAGAUCUUAUAUUAAAUGAAAUGCCUGAUAUUGGAUCAUCACACAAAAAAGCUGAAGUUGAUUUGGCUGCAUAUACAUUAUCAUUUUUUGUCAAUAAUGCAUUGGCAUCAUUAGUUAUUAAUUCUUUAGAUGAAAAAAUAUCGAUACGUGCAUUAAAACAAAUUCAUCGUUUAACAACAGUUAAUUUAUAUCGUAAAACCAUAAGUGAUGCUUUAUAUGAUGCAAAAAAUAAGGUUUUAAAUUGA
Molecule: messenger RNA, 264 nt
Organism: Rotaria sp. Silwood1
Lineage: Eukaryota; Metazoa; Rotifera; Eurotatoria; Philodinida; Philodinidae
Source: the annotation of a GenBank genome assembly